UAUUCAAUAAUUUUUCAGAUUAAUCAGUCACAUUUCAGUUCUCAAUCAAUUUACAACUCUUAUCUAAAAAUAAAGAUGACAUACAAUUUCUUGAUGCUUCUUGCCUUCUGCGCAGCUGCGCAUGCUCAAUACUAUCCCAGUUAUGACGACAACCUAUCUGGAUCCCAUGGAUACUCCGACUACGGAGUUAUUGACUACGGAGUUAACUCCUCAGCUCUUCUCUCCAGUCCAAGGAGCAGAAUAUCUAGAUCCUUUACAACCCUUCCUGCAUCCUACACAUUAACCGCGUCAUUCACCCUGAAGAUUCCUCUGACUGAUAUUGGAACAUCUCUCUCUCUUGUUGUUCCCUUCUCCUUCACAUUCCCCUCCACUUCUCGUUCCUUCGACGGGAGAUCGUUCCAGGAAGAUUCUGAGACUGGUCGUUCCUUUGGUUCCACCACGCGCGCUGAUUUGUAUUCUACUCUGGAGAAAUAUAUUGCUACUGCGACAGGUAUGGAUGGUGAAGCUUGUCUGCUCCGAGCUGUUUGUGAGGUUGGAGCUGCCCCUGAACACGAGGAUGGUUUGAUGGGAGAUGCUGUAACAACCCUGCUGACUGCUACCAAUACUUAUACAUCCAUCACCAAUCCUUCACAGCACGCAAACCAGUACGCUGAGGCUCAGCUCACAGGACAGAUGAGUGGUAACUGUAAAAAGUAUGCUGAGAAGUGCCCUAUGUCUCUUUUCAAUCUGAUCGAACGAGUUUAAUAAAAAUCGAAGCUAUGCCAAAUACUGAUCAACUGAACUAAUCAAUUCUCUAAUCAGAUGUUAAAGUUCUCUUUAUAUUGAAUUUUAGGCCGGGAAUUUAGUUUUUUUCUAAUUUACAUCGUCGACUUAUUUACAAUGCAAACUUUACACUUUAAGACUCAAGACUUUACGUCUGCCUUAAAGAAUAAAGACUGACCUCAAAAUGUUGAAUUCAACUCGAUAAACCCGACUUUAUACAUUCUUCAAAGGCAUUAUUCAUUUAUGUAAAAGUAAUUUACAUAUGGACAAAACGACAUGUUAUUAAAUUGUUUGCGUUUAUUGUUAAGAUUUGUUAUAAUUUUAUUGUUAUUGUUUUUAGAUUUAUUCAUUAUUGUUACUCGGUUUUUAUUUGACAUGUUCUCAAAUGUGAUACAGGGUACAUGUAAUGUACAAGUGUUAUGUAU
Molecule: messenger RNA, 1187 nt
Organism: Eurytemora carolleeae
Lineage: Eukaryota; Metazoa; Arthropoda; Copepoda; Calanoida; Temoridae
Exons: 6
Coding region: 76-744 (222 amino acids)
Source: RefSeq, a predicted model, not a curated record